Salvia splendens (bonfire salvia) is the source of this 560-nucleotide messenger RNA. RefSeq names its product ankyrin repeat protein. The coding region runs from base 32 to 376 and encodes 114 amino acids. The record is from RefSeq and is a predicted model, not a curated record. The transcript has 2 exons. Lineage: Eukaryota; Viridiplantae; Streptophyta; Magnoliopsida; Lamiales; Lamiaceae.
UUUCUUCUUAAAGAAAAGGAAAUUUGUUAAAAUGACAGCCCAUCCACAUGCAUCCUUGCUUAUUCAUCCUAUAUAUAUAUCUACCAUUGAUAAUCAUCUCUUUCUUCAUUCAAAUUCAACUCCCAUCUCUAUCUAUCUUCAAUACCAGGAAAAAAGGAUGGCUACCGACGGGCCGAGCUGGGCGGAUCAAUGGGGUGAAGGAGGGUUUGGUGCUAUGGCAGAGGAGGACACCAAAAGCAACAAGGAGACUGCAGCGGAAAAGAAGACGGGUGGGUUCGGGAAGGCCAAAGCAGCGGCGCUCAAGGUCAAGAACAGCACAUCCAUGAGCAUCAAGUGGGUGAAAAAUAAAUGCCAGAAGAAAACCUCUAACACGUGAACAGAAACACACCUAUGUAUGUUGCAAAUGAAAUUAGAUUUCCCAAAUCAUGUAAUGCAACUUUAGACUAUGAAGCUAUUCGAGUAGACAGCAUAAUCCAUACAUUUUCACCUUCGUUUGUGAUCAAUCAAGAUUCUUUAAAUUUGCAUAAUAAUGAUGAUAUGGACAGAGAUUUAUUAGUCAA